This is a messenger RNA of Caenorhabditis briggsae, 13635 nucleotides long. RefSeq names its product Protein CBR-LET-805 (gene Cbr-let-805). Lineage: Eukaryota; Metazoa; Nematoda; Chromadorea; Rhabditida; Rhabditidae. Gene Ontology annotation, biological process: cytokine-mediated signaling pathway. The transcript has 26 exons. Gene Ontology annotation, molecular function: cytokine binding; cytokine receptor activity. The record is from RefSeq and is a predicted model, not a curated record. The coding region runs from base 1 to 13635 and encodes 4544 amino acids. Gene Ontology annotation, cellular component: signaling receptor complex; external side of plasma membrane.
AUGGGUCUCCGUUCGAGGGGUCUCCUUCUCCUCUCCCUCGGGAUAUGGUAUCUUCAGUUAUUUACAGUAGCAAGUGUAGCAUUAAACUCCAACGUCAGAGUUAAACGCCAAAGUGGAACAGAUAGUCUUCUCACAGUCGAAUGGGAAGGAAUUCAAACUGGAGAUCACGCUGACUCAGAAGUGAAAGGAUUCCUCGUCGAAUACCGCCCGGAAAGAAGUGGAGAAUGGCAAUUGCACCCGGGAAUCAUUCCGUACAAGGGACCGAACCAUCAGUACCGUGUACAGAUACCAAAACUACCGACCGGAAUCUCUUAUCUCGUCCGUAUCAAGGUUAUCGGUGAGAAUAAUGAGGUUCUUGUCGAGACUCCCGAAAUUCGUGCCCACAAUGAAAUUGUGUCCAUUAAGUGUGAAAAUGAUGACUUGACUGCUCCUCGUUAUCCAGUAGUCACAGAAGUCGCUCAAUACUCUCUUGCCAUCAAAUGGGAUGUUCCAGACUGCGGUGUCGUUGGAGACUAUCAAGUUGAAUUGACUGGUGUCUCUGCUCCAUUCGAUGUUCACAGACAAACUGUUACUCAGCCGCAUGUCUCUGUCACCAAUCUCUUGCCAGGCACAUUCUACAGUGUCAAAGUGCGUGCUGUCGAUCGUAGCCGCAAUGUUGGACCAUGGAAUUCGGAAGUUCUAGAGGCAAAGACCAAGGGAGACGCCCUUCCGAUUUCCAAUGCCAUUCAACUUCUCUACCGUACCGAUUCGGAACUUCGUGUUAGCUGGCAACCAUUCAUGGAUCCUAGACUUCAACAUUACGAGGUCACCGCCGUGGAGGUUGAUGAAGACUCAAGACGGGUCGAGCGCCGUCGUGUCGAGCCAGCACUUAGCUCUUUUGCUCUUACCGGACUCCGCCCAAGCACCAAAUACACCAUUGGAGUCAUCGCUUUUGUGGACCAUGAACCAAAGCAGGUCUACCAAAUUGAGGCUUACACCACAUCCGGAGGAAUUGAAAGCUGGGAAGAGAAACCACAAGUCGUUGAUCAAGGAAAACAACAGUUCGCAGUUCACUGGAAACUUCCAGCUACCUCGAUCACUGUCAGCAAGUUCAUUUUGGAGUACAGACUUCCAAAUGAGACCACAUGGAGAACCAGUGAACAGAAAGGAGUAGCUGAGGGAUCCGGAGACUAUUCCGUGGCUCUUUCUCAAAUGACUGCACCAUAUUACACCGUUAGAAUUGUUGCUAUUGAUGACCAAAACAAAGUUGUCGCCAGAACCGAAGAACUUACCGUUGGAGAAGCCGCCGAGUCAUCUUGCGUCGGAUCUGCUGGAGUUCCAACUAACAUCAGAUCCACCGAUGUUGAUUCUGAAUCCAUCAAGCUCGAAUGGGAUGUACCACAAUGUGAUGAGACUCAUACCCCAAUUGAUGGAUAUGAAUACAUUGUCUACGAAGCUUCUCAAAAUGCUCCAGCCAAAGGAGCAUCUUAUGUUGGAGCUCCACAUGUCAUCAUUAGGGGAUUGAGACAGAAUGUUGAUUACACGUUCAAAGUAAGAUCCAGAAGUGUGAAUGGACAUUCUCAAUGGAGUAAGGAUGUGAUCAUCGAGACCGCAAUCGCCGGAAGUGUCUCAUCAGGAGAACUGGGAGAACUUAACCAGCUUCUAAGAGUGAAGCGACAAGCUAAACACUUAAUCAAAGAUCCACUCAAUAUUUUUAAGUUGCGAAUCGUUCUCUCGCCACCAUGUUCUUAUCUUGUAUGGACACCGUUAACACUACAUUCUCAGAUAAUAAGUAAAUUCAAAUUGAUGUACAAGGAAGUUAGCUCCAAUAAAUGGAUCAAAUUGGUCGGAGGACCUGAUCACUUCGAGUGCCCACGUGGAAUUGCUGAUCCAGAAGAUUACUGUUAUCAAUUGAAGGGACUAUUCUUUGGAGUUCAUUACAUAAGCAGUAUAUCGUAUCAACUAACCAACGGAGAAGAACUACCAUCCAGUAACCCAUUGCACUUCACUCUAGUUCAACUUGAUGGAUCCGCAUCAUCCAACACCCAAGGAGUCACAAUCACUCAACCACGAAUCGAACAGUCGGCUUCCCGAUCUGUUGCGUAUUGGUCAGUGAUCGGAGACCGUUCCACUGUCGCCGAAUACCAAGUCGACAUCCGAACGACCGACGAACGAUCAUGGAGAGCCGUUGAGCCAUCGGUUGAGAACGAACAAUCUCAGACACACUACCGUCUUCCAUUGGGUCAACUCAACGUCGCUUCCACUUAUUUGGUGAGAGUACGUGCUUUGGAUUCAUCCCGAUCGACUGUUGCCACUUCACCAUCCGCAUCUUUCUCUGUUUUGUGUCAAGUUCCAUCUGCCCCAGAGAACGUUCGUCUGGAACGUGUUUCUGACCAAACCGUCCGUGUUUCUUGGGAAUCCAGUCAGGAAAGUGGAGACUGCCAAUCGUACUUCUUCAUCACAGGAAAACAAAACGGACAAUCCAUCAACCAAAGAGUUCCAGGAAGCGACCGUAGUGUCGAUAUCUCUGGAUCUUCCCAAGGAGACUGGAGAGUUCAGGUUCGUGGGGUGAACACUGCUGGAUCUGGAACUCCAUCUCGUGACGCCAUCUUCUCAUCAACUGCUCAACAAUCAACCCGCCAAAAGCGCAGUGUUUGUGAUCCAAGAACUGAUUUCUGGUGCCAAGGGCAAUUCUCAAACUCGCCACUCAGAGCAACGGACUCUGGUGAAGGUGCAGUAAACCGUGUGUGGUCUCUCGUUUCCACUCCACGAGUCCUUGCCCAAGACAAUGAUUUGAUUGUAAAGUGGAAGUCCGAGGGAGAAGGACGUGGUGUCUAUGGAUAUCAUGUUCAAUUCCGCAGUGAAAACUCUGGAUGGAAAACCUAUGGACAACUUGUUCCAUACGUUGGAGACAACAUGGAAUACACCCAAACGUUGACUGGACUUGAACGAGGAAAUGCUUAUUUCAUUCAUGUUCAAGUUUUGGAUCGUAACUCUUAUGUCAUGUACACUUCUGCUCAAUCAAGUGCCAAGAGCAGCUGCUCUCCACCAACACACACUCCAUCCCAUCUCCAAGUCGCCGCUCCAGAUGCCAGCCACGUUCGUGUCUCCUGGGCUCUUCCACCACAAUCCACAUGGGGAUGUUCUGAUAUUCAAUUCGAGAUCCAACCAGAAGAACCACGUGGACAACCAGCCGUCGUUCUAGGAAGCCAUCAAACUUCUCAUAUUUUCAACUCUGCUCCAAACCAAAUGUGGUCUGUUAAGAUCCGUGCCAUCAACUCUGCUGGACACUCUGCAUGGACUCCAGCUUCACAGGCUAAAACACCACCAGGAGGUGAAUUGAUUAUUGGUCCAGAUGUCAACUAUCGUCAAGGAAAACCAAUCAUUUCAUGGAGAUCCAAAGAGCACACCAACGAUCUUAUCGAAUCAUUCGUUUUGGAAUGGAAGGCAACCACUGAACAGAACUGGAGACAACAUCGUAACCCAAUUCCAUACAAUGGAUGGCAACGUCCAUAUUCUGUGGAUCUUGGAGAGCUUCCACAAGGACAUACCUACCAAGUCAGAAUUGUUGCAAAGGAUCCAAACAGAGGAAACGCCUACACUUCUUCGGUUGUGCAAGUUCAAACCCAAUCUCAAUGCAAAGCCCCAAGAAGAGCUCCAGCUGACGUUCAAGUUUCACCACUUGGACCAACCCAAAUCCGUGUUCAAUGGGCUCCACUUCACGAAUCCGAAUGGAAUUGCGAUCGUUUGUGGUACAUUGUCAAGUAUUCUACUCCACAAAAUCAAGGAUUCAAGAACUUGACGAAUGGAGAAAACUUUGUUGUCUUCGAUUCCGAUCCCUACACCCAAUGGAACUUCGAAGUUCAAGCCGCCAACCCAGCCGGAGAAUCCCAAUUCUCUAGAGCUCAAUCUGCCCAAACCCAAGGAGUGGCUCCAGGAGCUGUUGCUAAUCUCCGUGUUCAACCAAUCGGACCAGAUUCUCUUCAAUGCAGUUGGCAACCACCAAUGAAUCCAAAUGGAAGAAUCACUCAAUAUGAAGUCACCUAUCAACUCAUCUCCAGAGGAAACUGUGACAACAACCAAGAAGCUCCACGUACCAUCACUGUCAACGGGUCACACUUCACCAUCACAGGACUCCACCCACAUUCCAAAUACCGUGUUGGAGUUGCCGCUAAGUCUGAUGUCGGAGCUGGAGAGCGUGUUUCUCUUGAGAUCCAAACUGAUCAAGCUGCUCCAGGUGGUGCUCCAUUGUACCUUCGUACUGAAGAGAUCCGUCCAACUGAUGUCAGCAUUUCCUGGCAAGCCCCACCAUGUCUCCAAACUAACGGAGAAAUCACUGAAUACGAGUAUGAAGUUACUGCUGGAGAUCGUCGUCAAACUGUUCAGAAGACCACUGAGAACAUCCGUGGAACUCGUGCCAGAAUCGAAAACCUUCAACCACAAACUCGCUACAACGUCAAAGUUCGUGCUUACACUGCUCGCGGACCUGGACCAUGGUCAACGGAAGUUCCAUUCCAAACAUCUGCUGGUCAACAGAAUGUUCAAGCUCCAGGAUUCGUCAAGGUUCUUCACACCGGAGCAAACAAUGCUCAACUCGUCUGGCAAUCUCCAUAUCCAAAUCCAGGAUAUGUUGAUAAGUACAAGUGCAGAUAUGCUCCAACCGGAACACAGCAAUUCCAAGAACGUCAAUUCCCAGCUGUAUCACCAUGCCAACAACGCCAAAUCGAGAGACAAAACUUGCCACAAUCGCCACCAGGAGCCAGACUUCACUGUGGAAGAAUCGAGAACUUGAAGCCAGAACAGACCUAUGACUUCCAAGUUUCCGCUCACGUCAAGGACUCCGGAUGGGGACCGUAUUCACCACCAGAGAGAACUAAGGUCACUGACUCUGCUGUCCAAGUUUUGUACGUCAGAAAGAUCGGAGGAUCUGAAAACUCUCUUCAUAUUAACUGGGAUGUUCGUCCAGAUGAUAAGAACAGAGUCACUGCUUUCAAGAUUGUCGUUGUUCCACAAGACGGAUCUCAAAGAGCCCAAACCUUCAACGUGGAUCGUGCCACUUACCAAUACAGAAUUGACAACUUGCGUCCAAGAACCACCUACAAUGUGACUGUUUCCGCUGCCACUCACAAAGAAAUGUGUGGAGGAACCGCCGCUGUUAUGACCACUGAUGCAGCUGCUCUCACCGCUCUCUCCAUGGCUCCAAGAGUCAUUGCUGAAGAACCAACUUCCAUUACCAUCGAAUGGGAAUCUCGUAACCGUGAGGCUGGUGGAUUCAUAGUUGAAUAUCGUCUCGAAGGAGGAGCCUGGCAACAAUACAACCGUCGUAUUCCAGCUCAUCCAUCUCAGACCACCUACACCGCUACUGUCGAUGGACUUCCAACUAACGCUGUCGUCGAUCUGAGAGUUCGUGUUGUUUCUCAACAAAACGAACAGAGCAACCCCUCCCCCGAAGUUCGUGCCAGAACCAAAUGCUCUCCACCAACUUCCCCACCACAAGGAGUUCGUGUCGAUGCUCCAUCAACCAACGAAGUCAGAGUAUCAUGGGCUCGCCCAGCUAAGAACACCUGGAUGUGUGAUCAAAUGAAUGUUGAGAUUAGCUACAGAGUUGGAAACCAGCCAGAGAAGAUUCUGACUGUUCCAGGAGAUCAAACCGAGUACACUUUCCCAGCCGAGCCAAACCAACGCUGGGUUGUGAAGCUCCGUGCCACCAACCAAGUUGGAUCCAGUCAAUGGUCUCCAGAACAAUCCAUCACCACUCGUCAAGGAGCUCCAGGAUCCGUCAGAGAUCUCCGUGUCAAGGCUCUCUCACCAAAUGAGGUUCAUGUCCAAUGGCUUGCUCCACUUGUUCAACGUGGAACAAUUGUCGGAUACGACAUCUCCUACCGUCUGAAGCAUCGUCUCGCCUGUCCAGAAGAGGAACCAAGAGAUGUCAGCAGAGAUUUUGUCACUGUUUACAAUCACAAAGAUCUUGACUACACCAUCACUGGACUCUUGCCAUACUCUCUUUAUGAAGUACGUGUCAGAGCUAGAACCACUGAAUUGGGACCAGAGGAGACCAAAGAGGUGUCUACUGAACAACAACCACCAUCGUCUCCACCACUCAACUUGGAAUCUACCUAUGCUCUUGAACGUUCUCUGUCCUUCCAAUGGGAGCCAGUUGAUUGCUCUCAAAGACACGGACACAUUGUCAACUACGAAUACGAGAUUCUUGGACAAGAUGACUGGGCUAAACUCGAGAGACAAAUCGCUAACACCUCUGAUCUUCGUGUCACUAUCGAUGGAUUGACCCCAUACACCAAAUACGUCAUGAGAGUCAAGGCCUACAACUCAAUCGGAGGAGGACCGAACACAGAGAACUUGGUUGUCAUGACAGCCAAGGCACAAGCUCCACUCCCACCACAAGACUUGGUUGUUGCUCAAGAAGGAACUGACUUCUUCAUGGUUUCAUGGCUCCCACCAUACCCACCAUACGGACCACAUGACGCUUACAAGAUCCGUUAUCAACAGAUUCCAUCUGAAAACUGGAUUGAGAAUGAGAAGGGAGUCAAGGAUCCACUUCUCAAGUGUCCUGGAGAAAGUCCACGCUUCUGCUAUAAUGCUACUGGAUUGGAGUCUGGACAGCAGUUCAAGGUUCAAGUUGCUACGAGAAUCGAAGGAGGAAGCUACGGACCAUGGUCUUCCUUGGUCAUUGCCAACACUCUUCAAGUUCUUCCAGACGCUCCAAGAGCCAUUCAUCUCAUUGAGAAGACUGAUCACUCUCUUCAUAUAAGAUGGAUUCCACCAGUCGAUCCAAAGGGAUACGUUACCCAAUAUCGUGUUUCGAUUGUUUCUCUUGAUGAUGUCAACGAUAAGAAGAGAACUCAAGUUGUCAAUCAUCCAACUUUGACUCAUCUCUUUGAAGAUUUGAAUCCAGAAACCUCUUACAACAUCUCGAUUUCUGCUGGAACCAAACAAGGAUUCGGAAGAGAAAUCUGGACUCGUUACACCACAGAUCCAUUCAACAUUCCAGUUGUUGGAACAAUGCCAACCGUAACCCCAGAUGGUGCAAAUGCUCUUGAUGUCCAAUGGAACGCCGUCUUGGAUCCAAAGAACCGCGUCAAGGGAUACAUCAUUGAGAUCAGAAAUUCCGACACUCCAGUCUGGCAAGAAAUCGGAGGAGUCACCAACCACGAUUCUGUUAAAUCCACCUACUUCAAGAAAUUGACUGGUCUCGAUUCUGACACUCUCUACUUUGUCAGAAUCAAGGUUGUUGAUCACCGCCAGAGAGUCGGAGUACCAUCCCCUGAAGCUCAAGCUCGUACCGGAUGCGCUGCCCCACUUUCGCCACCAACCAAUCUCAACUUGGCUUCUCCAUCCAAUGUGCAAGUCCGUGUCUCAUGGCAAGCACCAAAUCAAAACUCAUGGAAGUGUUCUGCUAUCAGAUACAAGUUGGAAUACAUCAAUGGAACUCAACCAAGAAAGCAAAUCGAUCUUCCAAGCUCUUCUAUUGAACAUCUCUUCGAUUCGAAGUCAAACACUAAGUGGAUUGUCAGAAUCCGUACUGAAAACGACGCUGGAUCCUCCGAAUGGAGUAAGGAAUUGGAAAUUACAACCGCCGAAGGAGCUCCAGGAGCAGUUGAAGAUCUAACUGCCAAGCCAAAAGGACCAACAAGUGUUGUCGUUAGAUGGAAGCCACCACGUGAUCCAAAUGGAGUUAUCACUGGAUACACUCUCACUUACAAGCUCAAAUCUAUCGGAGAAUGUGGACCAAGAAGUGCUGCACCAAUUGAGAAGCACGUCAGAAAUGAAGAACAAACUUUGGAAGGACUUCUUCCAGACUCCACCUAUGAGAUCCACGUCGUUGCUCACACUUCUCAUGCUGGACCACAAUCUUCUGUUGUCACUGUCACAACUGAAGAGGCUGCUCCGACUGGACCACCACAAAAUGUUCGUGUUGGAUCUAUCACUUCAUCCAGAGCUGAUGUCACAUGGGCUCAACCAGAAUGCGAGCAAAGAAAUGGAAAGAUCACUGAUUACGAAUACGAGCUGUGGAGUAUGGAUACUUGGGCAGACAACUCAACUGGACACAAUCCAACUGAACGUCUCAACCUUGAUCAAUUGAUCCCAUACACUCAAUACCAAAUCAGAGUUAGAGCAAUCAAUAAGGAAGGAGAGGGACCAUUCGGUGAAUGGGUUCCAUUUACCACUCAAUCCACAAACCCACCUGCUCCAACUGAUCUUCAAGAAGAGGCCACAUUCCCACAUGCGAUUGAAAUCUCAUGGCUUCCACCAACUCCACCACACGGAAAUGUUGAUUUCUACAAGGUCAGAUACACUCCAACCGGAGAAGCCAACUACAGGGAGAUCCGAGUGGAGACUGACCGAUUGGAAUGCUCCGAUUCGAACAAGAAAGACAGAUUGUGCUAUAGACUCAGCGAUUUGGACCCAGAACAAGAAUACGACAUCCAAGUUUCUGCGCAUACCGAAGGAGGAGGCUGGUCCGAGUGGUCGGAUGAGCUGACAUCGAGAACUCAACAACAGAAUAUUCCAGUUUUGGAGAGAGAACUUGAGGUUACUGAUAAGACUUCCAACUCGAUCUCAUUGAAAUGGGAAGGACUUCCACAAGAUCAAGCCACUCACGUCGUCGGAUACGUCCUUGAAUUCAAAUCAGAAGAUGAUAAUGCUGAAUGGCAAGAAUACAAUGGAGUUGUGAAGCAUCGCAAGUCGACUCAAGACUACAAGAUCACUGUGAAACAACUUGAAACUGCAACUUUGUAUUUCUUCCGUCUUCGUGUUGUUGGAAAGAAUGAUAAGAGAGGACAACCAGGACCAGAAACCAAGGAGACCACUUCUUGUGGAAAGCCAGAGGUUCCACCAGAGGGAUUAAAACUCGAAAGUUUGGACUUUGAAACCCUGAAGAUCACUUGGACUCCACCAGAUGAGAGCACAUGGAGAUGUGACAAUGUUGAAUAUCUUAUCGAUUUCGUCAACACUACUUCUCGUGGAAACUGGACUGUCAGCACUGAUGCCCCAUCAGAGUUGAUUGUUCCAACUCAGCCAGGAACCAAAUGGGAUGUCAAGAUCAGAACCCAGACUGUUGAGGAUAUGGGAAAACCACAAUUCUCGAAAUGGAGUGAUAAAGUCAGCAUCACCACUCAAUCACUUCCUGGAGAAAUCUUUGUCACUGUUGAACCAAAGGGACCAAGAGAGGCUUUGGUUACAUGGGAAUUGCCGGAUAAGGAUCAAAAAUGGAACUAUGGAGUUGAUAUCACCUACAAGCUCAAACAACUUGGAGGAUGUAAUGAAGUACAAACUGGAGCCAAGGAACCAGUCACGCUUCUUAAUGUCCAAGAGAAACAGAUUCCACUGGAGAACCUUCAACCAGGAUCCCUCUACGAGGUUACUGUCACUCCAAGACGUCCACCAUCCCUUCAUUCGUCCAUCGUCACUCCCAAGACUGUCAGAACCUUCCGCACCAAGAACGACGUUCCAACAGGACCACCACAGAACUUACAAUCGACUGUCCGAAAGGAUAGCGAACUUGGAUUCAAGUGGGAUGCUCCAGAAUGUGUUCAACAAAAUGGAAACAUCACUCAAUACGAGUUUGAAUUGGUUGGAUUGGAUGAGUGGAAUGAGGGUACUCGUGAAGGAGUUACUCCCCGUCAGAACACUCUGAUUGAUCAACUCCAGCCAGGAAGUCUCUACCGUAUCAAGGUUCGUGCCUACACAGCCGAAGGACCAGGACCAUGGUCGGAUUCUCUUGAAAUCAGAACCACUGGUAGUGAACUUGGACCGCCAAGAGAACUCACUGCUGUUCAAACCAAAGCCACACAAAUCCAACUCACCUGGCUUCCACCAUACCCAGAAAAAGCUAUCGUUACCGCCUACAGAAUCCGAUACAGUCCUAGAGCCGACGACUCGAAUCCAACAGAAGUCGAGUUAUCUGGAGAUGAACUUACAUGCAGUGGAUACAAGAGUCCAAUCAUCACAUCUGCCAAUCUCUGUGCCACAAUAAAGGGACUUCAACCAUCCACUACUUAUAGAUUCGCAGUUCAAGGACAAUCUUCAUCUGGAAACUGGGGAGAAUGGUCUUCCGAUUACUUCUCCACUACUAGAAACGACGACAAUGAACUUUUGGGUGGAAGCUUGAAGCUUCUCUCCGCAGGACAUGACAAUUUGAAGGUCAAAUGGACACCACCAGCAGUCAUCGGAGAGAAGAUCGACAAAUACGAUCUCUUCAUAUCUGUGGCUUCAGUUCUUGAUCAGAAUCCAAAGAAGUUCGAUGUCAGUGGACACACUACUGAUUAUCACUUCAGAAACUUGGACUCCGUCACCCAAUACAAUGUCACCGUUCAAGGAACUUCCGAAGGAAACAAACUUUGGUUCAUCUCUUCUGUCUUCUCCACCACCGAUUUCGCCGAGGGACUUCUUAGCUGGCUUCCAGCUCCAACUGACCUCCAUCUCAUCGAAAAGAGUGAUACCAUGCUUCAUGUCGAUUGGGUGCCACCAGAGAUCUUCGAUCCAGAACAGAGAGAACUCAUCACACACCAUCGUGUCACCAUUGCUCCAUUCGAUCCAACCACCGGAAAGACUGGACCAUCCAAGAACUAUACUGUUCCAUAUCCAGGAAACUCGAUCAAAUUCGAGGGACUUCGCCCAGAAACCAUCUACAACAUCACUGUCCAAGCCGGAACCAACUCUGGAUACGGACAUAUUCUCUGGGGAACAUACAGUACUCUUGCUCCAGGACAAAGACACAUCCUUCGUCUUCUCAACAGAACUCCAACCACUUUGAAUGUUGCUUGGGAACCAGUUUGGGGACGUGCUCACUCCGGAUACACUCUUACUGCUCGCACUCUCUAUUCCGUCUACGGAAACGUCCGACUCCAACAAAUCAAGAGCUUCGACGUGGACGCCUCUCAAACUGAGUUCGUCAUUCGUGGACUUCAUCCAUCUACAGUUUACAAUGUCACUCUCACUCCAAAGGAUCACAACGAAGUCGCCUGGGGAGCAUAUGCCACCCUUCCACCUGGUUGGUUCGUCGUCAAGAAUCUGAAACAGUGCGACAAGACCGAUUUCGCUGUAUCAAUGUCCUGGGAACCAGUCGAGUUGGAUAUGGCAUCUGACUACCAAGUUAGAUAUUUGAGAGUCAAGGAACACGAUGGAAUCUGGACUGAAGAGGAGGCACGACCAGCUAAGGAACUUUUGUGUCCAAAGGAUGGAUGUGGAAGACUCUGCUAUCUUGUGUUCAACCUUCCACAUAACCCAUCUGAAUACGUCUUCCAGGUUCGCGCCAAGGUUGAUGGAGAAUGGAAUCACUGGAAGUCGGCUCCAAAGAAGAUGACCAGCAGCGAGCCACUCAAUGUAAUUGUUAAUCUGAAAAUCUCGCCCAAUAUGAAUUUAUUUCAGAUCCGUCGUAGUUGUUGCAUCGUUCCACCACCAUACUUCGUCGACAACAUCGGAGCUCCAGGAACCUUCUGGGAAGUUGAUGUGAAUCCAGCUGCUACUGAAAACAAUGUCACCCGUUACUAUGUCGUCGUUGAUGAGCGUGAUCCACCAGGAGAUACCAAUUGGACCGAGUUGACUGAUAAGGUGACAGCCAACAAGAUGAAGAUUCCAUACUACGUGGCUGCCUCGUUCAAUUUGGAAACUCUGCCAGAGCCAAGAAAGGUUCGAAUUGGAGACGGAAGUGUGAUUGGAGGAUACUUGAAUUAUCCACUUGUCAAAGGAAAGAAAUACAACUAUGAGGUGUAUACGAUUUGGAAUGUCACUGGUGCUCCAUUGGUCGGAAGACUCAGAGAUGUCCGUGGUUGGGAUUGGUUAUUCAACCAAAUCUACUUCCUUUGGAUAUUCCUUCCAAUCAUCUGUCUUCUCGUUCUCUGUUGUUUGAUCUGGAUGGUUUAUAAAUAUUGCAAAGAGUUAGUUGGAAGAGCAUGGCGUUCAUCUCCAUACAUCACAUCAUCGUGGCCAUGGUGGUGGCUGUUGCUCCCACUUCUUGCUGCUCUUCUUCUCACUCUUCUCUGCUGUUGUAUUCCUUGGUGUCUUCAACGGUUAAUACUUUUCCCCCCUUUUCAAACUAAUCUUCUUUAUUUUCGAAUAAGUUUCUAUGUAUUGAAAGUACCUCGUCAUCGUUCAAGAAAAGAGCACAGCCGAUUGGUGACCAAUGGGCAACAUGCUCCACUUCUUGAAGAGCAAAAGGCUGGAAUGAACGAGAACAUGAGACAAUUGGAAUCUCGUCUUGACAAAAUGAGAGGAGCUGUCGACGGAAGAGCCCGUGGAGAUUUCGAAGAUGGAUACAUGAAGGGAUACAAGGAUGCCAACAAACUGGGAAGUGCCAACGCUGCCAGAAGACGUUUGGAUGAUGAGUACGGAGCCCGUGACGAUCGUUUCCAUGAGGGAUAUGUCAAGGGGCUCAAGGAUGCUGGAAUGACGGGAAUGACCACUUCAAUGCAUAACUUGGCUCAGAGAACUGGCGGAGGAUACUCUGCUGGAUUCGCUCAAGGAUACAAGGAUGGAAACUCUGGAAUCUUCGGAGACCGUGUCACCCCAUCUUUGGUUUCUCGUCUUGAUGAACAAUAUGCUGGACAGGAAGAUUUCAAGCAAGGAUACGUUGAUGGAUUCAAGGAAGGAGCAUCGUCUCGUGUUGGAGAUAGAUCUAGAUUCGAAGACUCGAGAAGACUCCAGCAAUCAUUGACUGAACUCACCGAGAGAUUGACUUCUCUUGAGAAGACCAAGGGAGAUGAGAUUCAUUCCACCAAGAUAUAUCACGUUUACAACCAACAGCCAGAAGGAGCCACUAUGACAUCUACUGGAGCUCAAUUGGCUCAGGAGCUCGAAGAAAUCGGAAGCACAUCACGCAGAAGCACAUUGAGAAGACACUACACGCCAGGAGACUAUUUGAAACAAGACGCCGAAGAGGGAUACAACUCAUUGAGCAGAAACAGAAGAUCACUUUCUGCGUCCGCUUUGGCUGCCAACAGAGAAGCUGCCCAUCAAUCCUCUUCUUAUCUCCAAACCGGUGGAACUCUCAGCCGUUCCCGUCACCAUAUGUCGCACGCCGGAUCUUCAUACCUUUCUCGAGCAGCUCAAGACGCUCAGAUUGGCACUGAUACCUAUGCGAAACGCUACAACUACCGAUCUCGAUCGGAUGUUGGAAGCCCGCGGCGGUAUGCCAGUCAGACACUUUUAGACGGUUCUCGUCCAGGACCAUCAACUCCUUAUGCCAGACGUGAUGCUCUGCACACUUUGACAAAGGAGUUGGAUAGUUUGAGCCGUUCUCCAGAUGUCCGUGGAGCCACGCCACGUGGCACCACUUCCGCUGGAUAUGGUUCUGAUACCAACGCAUAUGAUACAGUGCGUUCGAGAGCCAGAGGAUACUCCAACUACGAUUACGACACCUUCCAAUCCUCAAGAAAUGUAACUCAAACCCAAGCAACUAGCGGUGCCACCCAAACAUCCGGAGCCACUGCUGCAGGUGCUGCUUCUUCCUCUUCUGCAACCCAACAAGAUAAAUCCGGAAAAUGGGCGGAACAACUGAUCGAUCUUGUGUCAGAGCCACUUGACACCACCAUUGCCCGUAUUAACAAUUACACAUCUUCUUCAAAUGACCGUGGACAAGGAGAUGUCGUAGAAGAGAAGUAUUACAGAAGCCAUAAAGAGGAACACUCAAGUCGUUAA